Molecule: messenger RNA, 2331 nt
Organism: Nicotiana tabacum (common tobacco)
Lineage: Eukaryota; Viridiplantae; Streptophyta; Magnoliopsida; Solanales; Solanaceae
Product: DEAD-box ATP-dependent RNA helicase 17-like
Molecular function (GO): ATP binding; nucleic acid binding; RNA helicase activity
Source: RefSeq, a predicted model, not a curated record
CUAAAACCCUACACAAUACCCAGCGCUUCUAAACUGAAACUGAAGAAAAAAUGGAGCUAAACCUUAACAAGAGGAAAAAGCAAAAGAUUGAGAACAACAACAAAAACAGUAAUUCAGAGGUUUUCGCUUCUUGCUCUUUCCAAAGUCUCGGUCUUCACCCUACCUUAUGCGACCAGCUCAAAGAGAGGCUUGGAUUCGAGGCUCCAACACUUGUUCAGGCUCAAGCAAUUCCUGUUGUCCUAUCCGGUCGACACGUGCUAGUGAAUGCGGCUACUGGAACGGGGAAAACUGUAGCUUAUUUGGCUCCAGUCAUUCAUCAGUUGCAGAAGUCUGAUCCCAGGAUUCAGCGAACCGAUGGUACUUUUGCGUUGGUUCUUGUGCCAACGCACGAAUUAUGCAUGCAGGUGUAUGAGAUCUUGCAAAAGUUGUUGCACCGUUUUCACUGGAUUGUUCCUGGCUAUAUUAUGGGAGGGGAAAACAGGAACAAAGAGAAAGCAAGAUUGCGAAAAGGUAUAUCUAUUCUUGUUGCAACUCCUGGACGUCUUUUGGAUCACCUAAAAAACACAUCAUCAUUCUUGUACACGAACCUGCGCUGGAUAAUUUUUGAUGAAGCAGACAGAAUUCUGGAACUUGGAUAUGGUAAAGAGAUUGAAGACAUACUUAAUAUUCUGGGCUCUAAACCACAGAAACCUGUUGGCAAGGAUAACGCAACUUCACGGAUUUCUGAGGUUCAGAGGCAAAAUUUGCUGUUAUCAGCUACAUUAAAUGAGAAAGUAAAUGAGCUCGCUAAAAUUAGUUUAGAUAACCCAGUGAUGGUUGGGCUUGACCAGAAAACAGAGCUACAGUUAACUCAGCAAGACAUGGAACCAAUGGAAUUUAAUGGGAAGGAUAUAUUAGGAAAAGAUGGCAAACUACUGACUUCUUCAACUGAGGAAUAUAAGCUUCCGACUCAGUUACUUCAGCGAUAUAUAAAAGUUCCCUGUGGUUCUCGGCUUGUAGUGCUUCUUGCAAUUCUAAAACAUCUGUUUGAGAAGGAGCCUUCCCAGAAGGUUGUGGUGUUUUUUUCAACAUGUGAUGCUGUAGAUUUUCAUUACUCAUUGGUGAGUGGAUUUCAGUUGCUCCCUCAUCGGCAAUCAGAUAUUGAAGACAAACAACUGUUUUUGAAAUGCAACACACUUCGGUUACAUGGGAAUAUGAAUCACGAGGACCGAAGAACUACAUUCAAUGCUUUUAAAACAGAAAAAUCAGCACUUCUGCUGUCCAGUGAUGUUGCUGCUAGGGGCUUGGACUUUCCAAAAGUUAGGUGUAUUAUACAGUAUGAUCCUCCAGGAGAGGCGACUGAAUAUGUGCACCGGGUAGGAAGAACUGCCCGCAUAGGUGAAAAGGGAGAUUCUUUAUUGUUCCUACAGCCAGUUGAAACUGAUUACUUGCAUGGCUUGGAGAAACAUGGGGUGACUCUAACAGAGUAUCCCCUUCAGAAACUUUUGGAUAGCUUUCCAUUGUUUGGUAUCAAGUACCACCCGAAGAAUUUUGUUUCAGUAGACACGCAUCCCUGGGCUGUUUCUCUGCAGAGAGCAUUGGAAUCCUUUAUAUCAUCAGAGCUAAAGAUGAAGAAGAUGGCACAAAAUGCAUUUUGCUCAUGGGUUCGUGCAUACACUGCCCAUCGUGGUGAACUUAAAGGGAUUUUUAUGGUGAAGAAACUUCACUUGGGGCAUGUAGCAAGAAGUUUUGCAUUGAAGGAACAACCAUCUUUGGUUAAUAAAUCGCUCCAAAAACAAUCAAAGAAGAGGAUGAGAGAUCAGAAACAUAACAACAUAUCGAAAAAGAGGAAAGUUUCUAAAAGAUGAUGAGCAUUGAGGAUGUGAAACGUUUGUUCUCAGAUAACCUUGAGAUAUUGGCUAGGAUAUGUACACAAGAUGAGCAUUGAGGAUGUGAAACGUUUGUUCUCAGAUAACCUUGAGAUAUUGGCUAGGAUAUGUACACAAGAUGUUUCUGUCUAGCAUCUUCAGUUGCCCUGCCUCUCUACCGGCUACGGCCGGAGCAAGUAGUCCGAUGAGCUCGUGUAUUCAGUUUUGCUGAGGAAGUUAAAACCAGUACUAGUUGCUCUGGUUUUGAGAUUGUGCUGGCAGCUUGCAAACAUAUGCUCUUUCUGGUGAGAAUGUAUCAGUUGUAUUUAAGACAAAGUUCUAACUCUAAGCAGGGUAUUCAUAAUAUUAGCAUUUUAAUUAUACUAGGAAAUUUUUUGUAUACUCUAGGAAAUUUUGUACCCAAAAUCUUCAAGAACUAAAGUUGAAGCACUAAUAGUUCAUCUGUAUUUAUUAGUUGUGUGCA